Messenger RNA from Neodiprion virginianus, 1962 nucleotides. Its product is annotated as nucleoredoxin-like. The record is from RefSeq and is a predicted model, not a curated record. Lineage: Eukaryota; Metazoa; Arthropoda; Insecta; Hymenoptera; Diprionidae. Bases 39 to 1478 code for a protein of 479 amino acids. The transcript has 7 exons.
GUAGUGCGCGGAUCACCGUACGGUUGACAUAGAUUUUGAUGGCCACGUGCGCAGGCAGCGCCGUCAGCGAGACGAACACGGGGGCGACGAACUGGCAGCAAAGGGUGUUCGGCCGGCAGCUGGUGCGAUGCAACCAGGCGGAUUCGGCCCUCUGCGAUGUGGGGAAGGUGUUCGUGAACGAGGGAGGCGAGGCCGCAUGCGAGACGAUCGGUGUCUACUUCAGUUUCAUAAACCCGGGCGCGACGUGUGACGACUUUACCAGACAGCUGACCGAGCUUUACGGUUCUGUUAACGCCGCUACCAACACCGCCAAGAAGAGGUUCGAGGUCAUCCAUGUGGUCCUUUGGAGCAACGUGGCCGACGUCAUCGACUUCCAGGAGAGCUUCCAGGGACACGUGGCCGAGCUUCCGUGGCUCGCGUUGCCCAACGACGACUACGAAAGAAAGACGCGGCUGACGAGGAGGUAUCGCAUAAAAGCGGACGUCCCGACUCUGAUUCUGGUCGAGGGCGGGACGGGAUCGGUCGUGACUCGCGGAGGCGUCGAACGUACCCUGGCAGACCCGACAGGCGCGAAUUUUCCCUGGACGCCACCGCAUCCCAAGGCCACCCUCGUCGACGGGCCCCUCUUGCCAUGCGGAAGCCGAGACAACAAGGAGCCGAUGCUACACGAGGAGCUCCGGCACUGCGUCAAGGGUGUGUACUUCAGUGCCCAUUGGUGUCCCCCGUGUAAAGCCUUCACCCCACAACUGGUCGAUUCAUAUCAGAAAAUUCGAGAACGAGGGCAUAAUUUCGAAGUUAUUUUUGUCAGCUCUGAUCGAAGCGAAGAAUCUUACAACACGUAUACAGAGACGAUGCCCUGGUUGAGGAUACCGUUUUCGCAAGAAGAAAGACGACGGAAACUCGCCCGCGCUUUUGACGUCCAGGCAAUACCAACCCUCGUGAUUUUGGAUCAACGUGACAAUAUUAUCACUUUGGAAGGUCGUACCGAGUUGCUCGAAGAUCCGGAAGCUUGGAAUUUUCCAUGGGCGAGCCGACUGGUUAAUAUUUUAACGGAAAAAUACAUGACGACUCUUCACCGCGCUCCAGCAAUCAUCCUCUUUGUAGAAGCUGAUGACUGCGAAAUACAAUUCGGAGAGACUGUUUUGCUCCCGGCAGCGGAAACCUACCGACGUGAUCAUCCCGAUUACGAUCCUACCUAUGACGACCUGGAUGAUCACCUUCAAUUCUUCAUAGCGUUAGACUUUCAGUGCGAUACUUCCGAGAUUCUGCGAGAGUUUAUUGGCCUGGAAGAUGCUGUGCCACUGUUAACCGCAGUUGACAUUCCCCGAGGCAUUUAUACAGUUAUGGAAGAUGGAGCAGAAAUCACAGUAGACUCAGUACAGCAAUUCGUCGAAGGUUUCUUGAACGAUAAACUACCAACAAACGAAAUCACUGCCGUCCAUAACCCCAUCGCAGAAUCAGACCAGAUCUCAACAUAAGUAAUAAUCAACAAACAACAGCUGCAAAGGAUAAACUAGAACCCUGACUUCGUCAACACUAAUUUCCAUCAAUAAGGUGCCGGUCUACCUGGAUGCUUAUGCAAGAGUGUAUUUUAUGAAAGGUGGGAGCAGCCCCUGGAGUAAAUGAUUUCUAUGAUAUUCUACGGAAACACGAAAAAAUAGAAGGUUGUAAAAAGUCAUUGUUGUUUUUUUUUUUUUUGUAGAUUUUUCUUAGAAAUACUUGAAAAUUACGAUUAUAUAGAAUUAUCUACAAGAAAAUACAAAAUUAACUCGAAAACAUUGAAAAGAAAUUUGGUGAAUGUUUGUAAAAAAAAGUACGAACUUUCACGAAUUUUUAUAAUAAUCAAUAGUUUUUUUUUUUACUAAAAAUAAACUGGACCCGCUAGCCGUAAGAAUGAAAAUAAAACUGCAUGAACUCUUCCGGCAAUAUAGGAUUUUAUACGAAAAUAUACAAUGUAAUUAA